GCCCCGCAGCAGGAGGCGGAGCUAGCUCAGCCGGGCCAAUGAGAGCACGAAGCGCUGGGCGGUAGGUAAGCGCGCGAGGCCGACGAAUGGUGGACGCGGUUCUGUUCGAGUUUCUACACACGGAGAUGGUGGCGGAGCUGUGGGCGCACGACUCCGACCCCGACCCCGGCCCCGGGGGACAGAAGACGAGCCUGCUGGUCCUGGAGGGGAUGGGCUUCCGCGUGGGCCAAGCCCUGGGGGAGAGGCUGCCCCGGGAGAUGCUGGCCUUCAGGGAGGAGCUGGACGUCCUCAAGUUCCUGUGCAAAGACCUGUGGGGGGCCGUGUUCCAAAAGCAGAUGGACAGCCUCCGCACCAAUCACCAGGGCACCUACGUCCUACAGGACAGCAGCUUCCCCCUGCUCGUCCGGAUGGGCUCAGGCCUGCAGUAUCUGGAGGAAGCACCCAAGUUCCUGGCCUUCACCUGCGGCCUGCUGCGCGGCACCCUCAGCACCCUGGGCAUCAAGAGCCUGGUCACCGCCUCCGUGGCAGCCCUGCCAGCCUGUAAGUUCCAGGUGGUGAUCCAGAGACCCUGAGCCCUGGCCCCACUGAGUCCCACAGCCGCCCCUGCCCCGGGACCCCAGGCCGCUGCUGGGGAAUCUCGGACUCGGGGGGUGAUGAGCACGGCAGGGGAUCCAGCCACUUCAGGGCAUCACACGUGCUCAAGAAGUGGAUGUCAUAGGGAAGUGGAUGUCAUAGGAGGUGGGGGCAGCCCGGGGCAGGGUGGUCCCAGCCACCAUUGGGCCUGGUGUGGCGAGAUCCCAUUGGACACAUCACUCACUCUGCAGAUGCUCAAUAAAGGUUCCAGGUGUGGAGACAAGUU
Molecule: messenger RNA, 859 nt
Organism: Myotis davidii
Lineage: Eukaryota; Metazoa; Chordata; Mammalia; Chiroptera; Vespertilionidae
Gene: TRAPPC6A
Product: trafficking protein particle complex 6A
Exons: 6
Coding region: 87-572 (161 amino acids)
Biological process (GO): endoplasmic reticulum to Golgi vesicle-mediated transport; regulation of GTPase activity
Cellular component (GO): cis-Golgi network; TRAPP complex; trans-Golgi network
Source: RefSeq, a predicted model, not a curated record